GCUGCCGCCGCAGCACGUCGCGAGCUUGGGGAGAGGCCGGGUUUCCGAUUCCGGCCAGCCUCGCUCUGGUCCCUGCGGCUGGCGGCCGAGCCUUGUGCCGCCGCCAUAUUGUCUGUGUGAGGCCGGUGGGGUGGGAGGCGAGAGCGGCGGUCGCUUCAGCUUCAUUGGGAGGGCGCUCUUGCCCCUGAAGCUGUGAUUUGUCAGUCUCUUCUCAGCUCUGUGGAUGGCAGGGGGUUUAUGUCCCGAGGAAAGCUCCACUUAUCACUGCUCUUCUCACCCCAGCUGAAAAGUGGUUCAAAAUACUUUUAUUGGAAUAGCAAGUUCUAUCACUAUUGCUCAAGCAUUUGGAAAAAACCCAAAGGCCCAUCCAAGGGCUCAUCCUGUGUCCGGCUUUGAGAUCGGAGGUUAUCAGAACUCUAAACACCUAAUAUAACUCCACCCAGCAAGCUGUCCGACAUGUCAGGACCCGUGCCAAGCAGGGCCAGAGUUUACACUGAUGUAAACACGCACAGACCCCGAGAGUACUGGGAUUAUGAAUCACAUGUUGUUGAAUGGGGAAAUCAAGAUGACUACCAACUAGUUCGGAAAUUAGGCCGGGGCAAAUACAGCGAAGUGUUUGAAGCCAUCAACAUCACAAAUAAUGAAAAAGUAGUAGUUAAAAUCCUCAAGCCGGUAAAAAAGAAGAAAAUCAAGCGUGAAAUCAAGAUCUUGGAGAACUUGCGAGGUGGUCCCAAUAUAAUCACCCUUGCAGAUAUAGUAAAAGACCCUGUGUCCCGGACCCCUGCUUUGGUUUUUGAACGUAACAACACAGACUUUAAGCAAUUGUACCAGACAUUAACAGACUAUGAUAUUAGAUUCUACAUGUAUGAGAUUUUGAAGGCUUUGGAUUACUGUCAUAGCAUGGGAAUCAUGCACAGAGAUGUCAAACCCCACAACGUCAUGAUUGACCAUGAGCACAGAAAGCUGAGGCUAAUAGACUGGGGUCUGGCUGAAUUCUAUCAUCCUGGCCAGGAGUACAAUGUCAGAGUGGCUUCCCGAUACUUCAAAGGACCUGAACUCCUUGUAGAUUAUCAGAUGUAUGACUAUAGUUUGGAUAUGUGGAGCUUGGGUUGCAUGUUGGCCAGUAUGAUCUUCCGAAAGGAGCCAUUUUUCCAUGGCCAUGACAAUUAUGAUCAGUUGGUCAGGAUAGCCAAGGUGCUGGGGACAGAAGAUCUAUAUGACUACAUCGACAAAUACAACAUUGAGCUGGAUCCUCGCUUCAAUGACAUCUUGGGCAGGCACUCCCGUAAGCGAUGGGAGCGCUUUGUUCACAGUGAGAACCAACACUUGGUGAGCCCAGAAGCUCUGGAUUUCUUAGACAAAUUGCUGCGGUAUGAUCACCAGUCACGACUCACAGCAAGAGAAGCCAUGGAACACCCCUACUUCUAUCCCAUUGUGAAGGACCAGGCUCGGAUGGGUUCAUCCAGCAUGCCAGGUGGCAGCACUCCUGUCAGCAGCGCCAGUAUGAUGUCAGGGAUCUCUUCAGUGCCAACACCUUCACCCCUUGGACCUUUAGCGGGCUCACCCGUGAUUUCUGCCACCAAUACUCUGGGGAUGCCGGUUCCAGCUGCUGCAGGAGCUCAGCAGUAGUGAUGGGUUUUGUCUCCAAAUGCCUGAGCUGAGUCAGGUGGGGAAGAGGUUCCCCCUCUACCUCUCCCCAGGAUGCAGCUUGCACCUGGCAGGGGAAGGGAGGGGAUGGAACACUUGGAGGCACCAUGUCUGAACAGUUGCUUGUGGAUUUAUAGUAGUUCAGUCAUUAUAUAAAAAAAAUUAUUAUAGGCUGAUUUUUUUUUCUUUUUUUUUUUACUUGAACUUUUCGUAACUCAGGGGAAUCCCUGAAAAUACUGCAGAUGGAAUAUUUCUCGGACAAUUUUUUUCCCAAACUCCUCAUCACUUGAGAACAAAGAUGAACCAACUACAUUUCCAGGCCGUUGUAUCCUGCUGGAAAUUUCUUCUCUUCGUAGUCCCACCAUUACUCCUCCACCAGCUCACACCUUGGGGGGAUUGUCUUGUGCUUUUCUCUGGAGUCUACCAGACCAAGUCUUCGCAAGGCAGUGGGAGGGGAAUUCUUAAAGUACCAGUCACUUUAACACCAUAUUCUGCAUAUGACUCAACUGGGGUACAUUGAGGAGACAACUUCAGUUUGUAGAGAUGGUAAAAACUUAUAAGAAAUAAGUGCAGAUAAGGCCUAAAACCCUAUUCUGUCCUGUAUGAAUCAUGUCUCCCUAGGAGCUAACCAGAGCGCCGACUCUCUCCCUUGCAUGUAAUUUUAGUCUUAAAGCAUAAAGUUACCGAUCCAGUUGACAUUCUUGCCAUCUCCUGUUGAAGGUGCUCCAGUAGGGUAAGCUAUACUCUAAUCAGUACCUUUUCCACAUAAGGUUCUUCCGGCCAAUCUCUUGGCUUGGAAUUCUGGAAUUAAUUUGUUACUGCGUAUAUUGUUUUUUUUAAAUUGUUUAUACAGAUUUCAAAAUGGUGGCUACUUAGAGCUGGAAAAUCAGACUGCGCCAAGUCACAUAUUGAAUCGUCACCCACCACCCCUGCCCUCAUGUGCCAUGUGGUGAGAAUACUGGUUACCUCACAGUCUUGUAAAUAUGCACUGAGAGGAGGGAGCGAGUAGACUAACUUAAACUGAAAUGGUAGACCUGUAAUUGUGGACAGAUAUUACUAUUGAUGACAAAGCACCCUUGUUACAGCCUUGCUACCCUUUGCUGUGUAUAUAUACUUUGUCCUUCAUAUGUGAAAGAUCCACUGUUGGAAUUCUUUGGUGUAAAUAAACAUUUGGUUUUAUUUAUCAA
Molecule: messenger RNA, 2834 nt
Organism: Dermochelys coriacea (leatherback sea turtle)
Lineage: Eukaryota; Metazoa; Chordata; Testudines; Dermochelyidae
Gene: CSNK2A1
Product: casein kinase 2 alpha 1
Biological process (GO): protein phosphorylation
Cellular component (GO): nucleus; protein kinase CK2 complex; cytosol
Molecular function (GO): protein serine/threonine kinase activity; ATP binding
Source: RefSeq, a predicted model, not a curated record